UCUAUUUGUCGGUGAUAUCGAAUUUUGAGCUCAUAAAGUCGUUUUUUUGCAAGGAAGAAAUUCAAUAUGUUCUUAGAAUCUAUUAUGACAAUUGGAAAUUUUCUUCUUCUAAAUCAAGAUGCGCAGCAGAAACAGCAAAAGGAAUCCAAAAUUUGGUGAAUGGACAUUUUCUGAUCGAUGGGGAACGGAUACAGCUCUCCGAACUUCCAUUUGCCAGCCACCGCUUAUGGAAGAUCAUGAACGUCAAAGACAAACGCAAUUAUAAGGUAGAAGUUACGCUACACAAGCGCAGAUCUGAUGGAUCAAUAUUUUCGAUCGUCAAAUAUAACGGCAUGCACUUAUUUCUAAAUCAAAAAGAUGCUUUUUUAGUAAAGGAUGGUGAGAUAGAAGCCAAGCUUGUUUCUGAUCACUUUAAGCUUUGCCAUAAAAAACUGGGUCUACAAGUUGCAUUCAACAGCAAAAUGGUGGGGUCUGACAAUGAUGUCAUUGCAUUCCAAACCCACUCUAACCUUUGGUGGACCGAAAAAGUGUACCUUUUUGAUUUAGACGGAUUUCAGUAUGCAGAGCUUUCUGGCGGAAAUACUCUGGCUUUGAAAAACUCGUCCAAAUUCACAGGGGAGAUAGCCAGUCCACUUCCAUGCUCUUUUCACAUAAGUUCGUUCUGCUCUUUCUCUUCGGCAUCGCAAUCGUUUCUUGAUGCUUUUUUAACGCGUGGGGUGCUUUUUAACUUUGCAGUGGAUUCGCACAUUUUCACACUAGAAAGUGAGGCUCAAUCCUUUUAUUUUUUCGACAGUUACAAUGGCUCAACAAAGGACUUUUACGUUAUGAAGAAGGGAAGUGCCGAAUAUUUCGCUGUUAUCAAGGGCGAGAAAUUCAAGAUUCAUCCUCCUGCUGGGAUCGAGAGAAAUUUUUUCGCCUCCGCAAAUUUGCCAUUUUUAUUUGUGUCGAUUGAAAAUUCCUUCCACAUUAUCAUUCCGGUACCUCUGUCAAAACCUGGUGAUUCAUACA
Molecule: messenger RNA, 1008 nt
Organism: Mitosporidium daphniae
Lineage: Eukaryota; Fungi; Microsporidia
Exons: 1
Source: RefSeq, a predicted model, not a curated record